AUGUCUUCAAGUGGGAACAGCGAGAAGAUUGGCAACGAUGGUUUACCCGGAAACAGUAACAUUAANCAGCCAGNNCUUUUCGUUGCUCCGUUAAACAGUGUGCCCUAUGUCGGUCCAUCAAGCUCUUAUACGUCUUCAAGUGGGAACAACGAGAAGAUUGGCAACGAUGGUUUACCCGGAAACAGUAACAUUAACCAGCCAGUCCUUUUCGUGGCUCCGUUAAACAGUGUGCCCUAUGUCGGUCCAUCAAGUUCUUAUACAGCUUCCAGCUCAACCAACAAAUCUAAGGGUCAAGUGGAAAAAUCAGAGCCUGCCAUGAUUUUUCUGCCUAAUCAUUCAAGUCAAGAAGUUGAAGACCUUGCUGCUCAAACCAAGACUGGAGUUGUCCUCACCGGAAGUGCGGCUUUAGGUGCAAUUGGACCGACCAUUGGUCGGAUGGAUGUUUUCGAAUCUGAUGACUCCUACUUUUUCCGUGUUUCGCUGCCUGGUGUUUCAUGCGAAGAAAAGGAGUUCACAUGCGAUAUUGCGGAGGACGGGCAAAUUGUGAUAAAUGGAACAACAACAACGGGAGAGGAGAUAGUGUGCAGACACUCACAGGUCUUCAAGAUGCUAUCACAGAACUUGUGCCCUCCCGGUCGGUUCACCAUCACAUUCAAGCUUCCUGGUCCUGUCAACAACGAGGAAUUUAAGGGUAAAUUAGAGUCAGGUGUUUUUGAGGGCCAUGUGAAGAAGCCGCGUAAGAAUUCUGAAUCUGAGCUCUAA
Molecule: messenger RNA, 762 nt
Organism: Arabis nemorensis
Lineage: Eukaryota; Viridiplantae; Streptophyta; Magnoliopsida; Brassicales; Brassicaceae
Source: the annotation of a GenBank genome assembly